This is a messenger RNA of Lachnellula hyalina, 5688 nucleotides long. It is a transcript of the gene mot1, whose product is annotated as putative helicase. Gene Ontology annotation, molecular function: ATP hydrolysis activity; DNA binding; ATP binding. The record is from RefSeq and is a predicted model, not a curated record. NCBI's taxonomy places the organism in Eukaryota, Fungi, Ascomycota, Leotiomycetes, Helotiales, Lachnaceae. The coding region runs from base 1 to 5688 and encodes 1895 amino acids. The transcript is spliced from 4 exons.
AUGGCUUCUAGACUUGACCGACUCGUCACCUUACUGGAGACGGGCAGCACACAACUAAUUCGCAAUACUGCCGCAACCCAAUUAGCCGAUGUUCAAAAGGCUCAUCCUGAAGAGCUAUUUAACCUCCUCACCAGAGUUGUCCCAUAUCUACGUCACAAGACCUGGGACACUCGAAUAGCUGCGUCGAAAGCGUUAGGAGGAAUUGUAGAUAACGCUGAGAAAUACGAUCCAAAUUCCGGCGAUGGAUCAAUCAAAAAGGACCCCAAGAAAGAGGAAAAUGGGGACUCCAUCAAAAAAGAGGAAUACAUUGAUGAGAUUCCUCUUGCCGAGGGCCAACUGAGCCUCAACGGCCUUGAUAUCGUUUCGGUCCUGAAGUAUGGAAAGGAGCUCUUAAGAGGUGGGGGCAAAGAGAUCGACUAUGCUCUCGCCCGCCUAGACCCUGCGCAACGCCUUACCCAUCAGAAGAAGACCCUCGCUGGCCGGCUGGGGUUUCUAGGGGAAUAUUCUGACGAUGAUAUGGAUUUUGAAUUCAUCAAGCCAAAUGAAGCUCCAAUUCCCCAAGCUUCUACAAGCGGGUCCGACGCUAAGAGCAUCUCAAAAGGAGCAGCGACUCCUGCUGAGGAAGUCGGGCUUAGUGCGAGGCAACUCAAUCAACUGAAGAGAAAACGGAAACGAGAGGCUCAGAACGCUGGAAGUAAAAAUAGGCUCGUCGAUUUAUCUAUCCGACGCAGCAGUACGAUGGGGUCAAGCGAGGACAGAGACGUCACUAUGUCCGACAUAACCGGCGACGAUUUACCUCCGACUGGGCCAAAUGGCGUUUCGGAUUACUUUUCGGUGGAGAGAACAGGCGACGUCGACGAAGACUCGAAAGUUGUGUCCGAAUUUAAGGGCCCGGUACUACCUAUCAAAUCUGAACUGGAGGCUGAAGAAGAAGCCGAAGGAGUAGAGUGGCCCUACGAACGCCUCUGUGACUUCCUAAUGGUGGAUCUCUUCGAUCCCCAAUGGGAAACACGUCAUGGCGCUGCUAUGGGCCUACGAGAGAUCAUUCGAGUGCACGGCGGAGGCGCAGGCCGAGUGCGGGGGAAAACUCGGAUAGAGAACGAUGCCUUAAAUCAGCGCUGGCUUGAUGACCUUGCCUGCCGAUUGUGCUGCGUCUUCAUGCUCGACAGGUUUGGUGACUACGUUUCUGAUACCGUCGUUGCACCAAUUAGAGAAACAGUCGGCCAGACUCUCGGCGCUCUCCUCAUUCAUCUUCCUGCAAACAGUGUUUACGCCGUGCAUCGAAUAUUAUAUCGAAUGGUCAUGCAAGAGGACCUUCAGCUUACAAAGCCCGGAUGGGCUAUAUGUCACGGCGGUAUGAUUGGGCUCCGUUACCUGGUCGCUGUCCGAAAUGAUCUUUUGCUCGGAGAUAGCGACCUCAUAGAUGGGGUCAUCCGAGCUGUCAUGAAGGGUCUCGGCGACUGGGAUGAUGAUGUUCGCUCUGUCAGUGCUGCAACUUUAAUCCCAAUCGCUAAAGAGUUCGUCAACCUUCGCCCAGAGGCAUUGGAUGGCCUGAUCAAUAUUGUUUGGGAAUGUCUUUCCAAUCUUGGUGAUGAUCUGAGUGCUAGUACCGGUCAGAUCAUGGACUUGCUGGCCAAGCUUUGCAGUUUCCCAGAAGUCUUGGUAGCUAUGAAGAAGAAUGCAGCAAAAGACUCGGAACGCUCUUUCGCUCUUCUAGUCCCGCGACUAUACCCAUUCUUACGCCAUACAAUCACUUCUGUCAGAUCAGCAGUACUAAGGGCCCUAAUGACGUUCGUCAAUAUCGAGGGCGAGGGUACUCGAGAUUGGUUGAAUGGCAAAAUCAUGCGAUUAAUCUUCCAGAAUAUUCUUGUUGAACGGAACCAGGACACUCUGAAUCUCUCAUUACAAGUUUGGAAGUCCUUGGUGACUUAUCUUGCCAAAGAACCGGAUGAUCUGGCAGAGCAGUUUUCAGCACACAUCGAUCCUCUAAUGCAACUCACACUCCACCCUAUUGGUGUCUCCCGCCAUCCUCUACCCAUGAAUGCAACCCUAUUUCAGAAGCCAUCUGGUAGCACAUACACCAUGCCGAGUGGUAUUGUUGUGACAACGAUACGACCAGUAUCACCAUCGACAGAACCUCCACCAAAGAAACAGCGUCGGAAGUCUACUAAACCUGUGGAGCCUGUUCCUACUACCUCAUCACAUGAUGUUGAUGGUCAUAUGAUGCAAGGAGAUGUGGAUCUAGUUGGAAUGGAGAUUUUGAUAAGGUCUCGUAUUUCGGCAGCCCGUGCAAUGGGUCUCAUCAUGUCACUUGUCCCAGCCAACGUUCUUGAAGCAUACGAUGCAAGCAUUGUUCCUGCCAUGUCUUCUGCGUUCUCUUCAACACAACUUACUGCAUCUCUAAUCAUCGAUGAAUACGCACAGAAUUGCACGUCAAAAGACCAACCCAAACGAUUUGUCGAGCCACUCACAAAGAUUAUCGAGACGGAUUCUCCACUCCAUUAUAGAGAUCUUGUGAGUUACACGCAACUUGUGCGCGCUCAAUGCUCCCAGCUCUUAAACACCUUCCGAGAUGUUGGUAAGGUGUCUCAAGGACGACUACCUACUCUUGCAGUAGUUGUCCAAGGGGAACCCGAAGCAGGCCCAGAUGCAUUCUCCAUCCAAACCGCAGACAAAUGUGUCAACGAAGACUUUGACAGGCUUAAGAAAGCACUUGCUCCUGGUCAGCGGUUGAUUGCAACUGAUUCCUUGACCGAAGCGCGCAAUAGUGUCGUCGAGGUUAUCGAAAAUGCCAAGUCAAUCAAGGAGCAACGCGAUGUUCGCAUCAAGGGUGCGGCAGCCAGCGCAUUGGUCUCGCUGAAGGUGUCCCCAAAGAGGCCCACGCACAUAAUCAAGGGAAUGAUGGACAGUGUGAAAAGGGAAGAUAAUGUUGAACUACAGCAACGUUCUGCCGCAUCUGUUGCCCGACUUAUCGAACUAUUUGCGGAAGGCGGCCGCACUGGACCAGCGCAGAAAGUCGUGGGAAACUUGGCCAAGUUUAGUUGUAUUGACACGUCCGAAACACCCGAGUUUUCACCAAACGCUGGUCUCACAAGUGCAAUCUUAUCUCUUCGCAAGGAAGAGGAUCGUAGAGACCACCCAGAUGCCGCAAAGUUUGCCAAAGAAGCCAAGGAUGCCCGCAUUAUCAGGAGAGGUGCUAAGGAAGCAUUGGAGCAACUGUCCAGUAUAUUCGGUGCCAAUCUCCUUGAGAAGGUGCCAAAGCUCAAGUCAAUCAUGGAAGAUCCACUUCGAUACGCUUUCUCUGGAGAUCUGCCAGCCGAUACAAAAGAUCCGGAACAGGAGACUGGUCAAGCAGCCAUAGACGGCAUGUCUGUACUCAGAGCUCUGACACCUACUCUACACACCGAUCUCCAUCCCUUCGUCAUCAAUCUACUUCCUCUGGUUAUCAAGGCACUUCAUUCGGACCUAUCUGUGUUCAGAUAUAUGGCCGCCAAGUGCCUGGCGACGGUAUGCUCAGUCAUCACUAUUGAAGGUAUGACUAUGUUAGUUGAGAAGGUCUUACCGUCAAUCAGCAAUCCAGUCGACAUCAACUUCCGUCAAGGUGCGAUUGAAUCAAUUUACCAUCUCAUUCAUGUAAUGGGCGAUGGUAUUCUACCUUAUGUGAUCUUCCUCAUCGUGCCAGUCCUUGGUCGUAUGAGUGAUUCCGAUAACGAUGUUCGUCUUAUUGCGACGACAACAUUUGCAACUCUUGUCAAGCUCGUCCCCCUCGAAGCAGGAAUUCCAGAUCCUCCCGGAUUGUCGCGAGAGCUCUUGAAGGGACGUGAUCGCGAGCGAACUUUCAUUGCUCAACUUCUAGAUCCCCACAAAGUUGAGCCCUUCAUUAUUCCUGUGGCAAUCAAGGCAGAGCUUCGAUCAUAUCAGCAAGAGGGUGUCAAUUGGCUCAAUUUCUUGAACAAGUAUCAUCUCCACGGUAUUCUGUGUGAUGACAUGGGUCUCGGCAAGACUUUGCAGACGCUCUGUAUCGUUGCAAGUGAUCAUCACUUACGAGCGGAAGAGUUUGCGAAGACUGGAGCUACUGAUGUCCGAAGACUGCCUUCUCUCAUCGUCUGUCCUCCAACCUUAUCUGGUCAUUGGCAGCAAGAGAUUAAAACAUAUGCACCAUUCCUUUCCUGCACAGCGUACGUUGGCCCGCCUGCUGAUCGUGCGCGCUUGAGGGACCAGCUUGACAAGACGGAUAUUAUCAUUACAUCUUAUGACAUUUGCCGUAAUGAUGCUGAUGUUCUCACCCCUCUCAACUGGAACUACUUGGUGCUCGAUGAAGGUCACUUGAUUAAGAAUCCUCGAGCGAAGGUUACCCUGGCUGUAAAGCGACUUCUCAGCAACCAUCGCCUUAUCCUGUCGGGUACUCCAAUUCAGAACAACGUCUUGGAGCUUUGGUCUCUUUUUGACUUCCUUAUGCCAGGCUUCUUGGGAGCAGAAAAGGUCUUCCUCGACCGCUUCGCCAAACCUAUCGCUGCAAGCCGUUAUAGCAAGUCAUCGUCCAAAGAACAGGAAGCUGGUGCUCUUGCAAUCGAGGCACUGCACAAGCAAGUUUUGCCAUUCUUGUUGCGCCGUCUCAAGGAAGAAGUCCUUGAUGACUUGCCACCAAAGAUCUUACAAAACUACUAUUGUGAUCUCAGCGACCUGCAGAAGAAGCUUUUUGACGACUUUACGAAGAAGGAAGGGAAAACCCUCGCGGAGAAGGCUUCGGCGGGUGACAAAGAAGCGAAGCAACACAUCUUCCAAGCCCUGCAGUACAUGCGCAAGCUCUGUAACUCUCCCGCGCUUGUAAUGAAAGAAGGCCACAAGCAGUACGAGGAAACGCAAAAAAUGCUCGCAAAACAAAACAGCAGUCUUCGCGAUCCCAUCCACGCGCCAAAACUCACCGCUCUUCGUGAUCUACUUGUGGACUGCGGUAUUGGUACUGAGCCAUCUUCCGAAAAUGAUCUCACCACCGAAACUUCUUACGUGUCACCUCAUCGAGCACUCAUUUUCUGCCAGAUGAAAGAGAUGCUGGAUAUGGUUCAGAAUGAUGUUCUUAAGAAGAUGCUUCCUUCAGUCCAGUUUCUCCGCAUGGAUGGAUCCGUUGAUGCCAGCAAACGUCAAGAUAUCGUCAAUAAAUUCAACUCGGAUCCUUCAUAUGAUGUCUUACUCUUGACUACGAGUGUCGGAGGCUUGGGUUUGAACUUGACUGGUGCAGAUACAGUUAUCUUUGUGGAGCAUGAUUGGAAUCCGCAGAAGGAUUUGCAAGCUAUGGACCGCGCGCAUCGUAUCGGUCAAAAGAAGGUCGUUAACGUGUACCGGUUGAUCACCAGAGGGACCUUGGAAGAGAAGAUCAUGUCACUCCAACGCUUCAAGAUCGAUGUAGCAUCUACAGUAGUGAAUCAACAAAACGCCGGCCUGGGAACCAUGGAAACAGAUCAAAUUCUCGACCUCUUCAACCUUGGCGAAACAGCCGAAGGCCUCGAUAAACCUACACUCAAUGGCGGCACAGAAGUCGAUCGCGAAGAAGACAUGGUAGAUGCCACUGGGGAAGUGAGAGAGAAGGGCAAGAAGGGCUGGCUAGAUGAUCUAGGCGAGCUCUGGGACGAUAAACAAUACGAAGAGGAGUUUAACUUGGACGGGUUCUUAAAGAAUAUGCAUCAAUAG